Messenger RNA from Gopherus flavomarginatus (Mexican gopher tortoise), 11933 nucleotides. RefSeq names its product sushi, von Willebrand factor type A, EGF and pentraxin domain containing 1 (gene SVEP1). The transcript is spliced from 50 exons. Lineage: Eukaryota; Metazoa; Chordata; Testudines; Testudinidae. Gene Ontology annotation, molecular function: calcium ion binding. The coding region runs from base 467 to 10858 and encodes 3463 amino acids. The record is from RefSeq and is a predicted model, not a curated record.
CGGGCGGCUGGAGCUGGUCUUCCUGGUGGACGAGUCCUCGAGCGUGGGGCCUGCCAACUUCCUCAGCGAGCUGCGCUUCGUCAAGAAGCUGCUCUCCGACUUCCCCGUGGUGCCGGCCGCCACGCGCGUGGCCAUCGUCACCUUCUCCUCCAGGAGCAACGUGGUGCCGCGCGUGGACUACAUCUCCCAGCGCCGGGCGCGCCAGCACAAGUGCGCGCUGCUGAGCCGCGAGAUCCCGGCCAUCGCCUACCGCGGCGGCGGCACCUACACCAAGGGCGCCUUCCAGCAGGCGGCGCAAAUACUGCAACACUCCCGUGAAAAUGCCACAAAGGUGAUAUUUCUCAUUACUGAUGGAUAUUCCAAUGGAGGUGAUCCUAGACCCAUCGCAGCAUCCUUGCGUGUAGAAUUUGGAGUAGAGAUCUUCACAUUUGGAAUAUGGCAAGGCAACAUCCGAGAACUAAAUGACAUGGCUUCCCAUCCAAAGGAGGAACACUGUUACCUGCUUCACAGCUUUGCAGAGUUUGAGGCUUUAGCUCGCAGAGCUCUUCAUGAAGAUCUGCCUUCUGGCAGUUACAUUCAAGAAGAUAUAUCCCAUUGUUCAUAUCUCUGCGAGGCAAAUGAGAACUGCUGUGACAUCAUGGCGAGCUGCAAAUGUGGCACUCACACAGGGCAGUUUGAAUGUAUAUGUGAAAAAGGGUACUAUGGUAAAGGACUACAGCAUGAAUGCACAGCUUGCCCAUCAGGAACAUAUAAGCCUGAAGGUUCACCUGGUGGAAUCAGCACUUGCAUCUCUUGUCCUGAUGACAACCACACCUCUCCCCCUGGAAGUACCUCCAUCGAGGACUGUGUUUGCAAGGAUGGGUAUCGUACUGCAGGACAGGCCUGUGAACUUGUCCACUGCCCUGAGCUGCAGCCCCCUGAAAAUGGUUACUUUAUCCAGAACGUCUGCAACAACUACUUCAACGCUGCCUGUGGAAUCCGAUGUAAAGCAGGAUUUGACCUAGUGGGAAGCAGCAUCCGGCUGUGUCAGCCAAAUGGCCUCUGGUCUGGCUCAGAGACCACGUGCAGAGUUCGAACGUGUCCAAAACUCCACACACCUGAAAACGGACGAAUUAAUUGUUCGUCAGGUGAUACCUCAUACAAGACAGUGUGUUUUGUGACCUGUGAUGAGGGCUAUGAACUGGAAGGAAACUCCCAACUCACCUGUCAAGGAAACUCUCAGUGGGAUGGAAAGGUGGCAACAUGUGUGGAGGUGCAUUGCCCCAUCUUCCAGAAACCUGAGAGUGUGACAGUUCAUCCGUCAAGUUGCGGACAGGGACCAUCAAAAUCUGGAACAGUGUGUCAGUUGAGCUGUCCCCGGGGAUUCACCUUGUCUGCGGUUAGAGAAGAACUGAUAUGCACUCCUUCUGGGAGAUGGAGUGAAAAUGUCCAAAAGGCUCUAUGUAAAGAUUUUGAAGCUCCUCAAAUCAGCUGUCCAGACAAUAUUGAGGCAAGGACUCUGGAACAUCAUAACUCUGCUAAUAUUAGCUGGCAGGUUCCAAUAGCAAAGGAUAACUCUGGAGAUGAGGUCUCAAUUCACGUUACUCCAGCUUUUGUACCACCUUCUCUAUUCCCCAUUGGAGAAGUUGUGAUCACUUACACAGCAGUGGACAAGUCCGACAAUCGGGCAAGCUGCACAUUCAGUGUCAAGGUUAUUGAUGUAGAAUCCCCUGUAAUCGAUAGAUGCAGAUCUCCACCUCCAGUUCAGGUAUUGGAGAACGAGUACAGAGCAACGUGGGAGGAGCCUCAGUUCUCUGACAACUCAGGAGCUGCCCUGACUAUCACUAAAAGUCAUUCACCUGGAGAUCUCUUCCUCAAAGGGGAGACAACAGUUCAAUACACUGCCACAGACCCGUCAGGAAAUAACAGGACAUGUGAGAUCCGCAUUGUCAUCAAAGGUUCUCCCUGUGAAAUUUCCUUUACCCCAGUGCAUGGGGAUUUUAUAUGCAUAGAAGACGAAGCAGGUGUUAACUGCACAUUACGCUGCAUGGAUGGUUAUAACUUUACAGCAGCGUCAACUGAAAACUAUUAUUGUGCCUAUGAGGAGGGUGUCUGGAAACCACCAUAUUCUACUGAAUGGCCUGACUGCUCUUUAAAUCGUUUUGCAAAUCAUGGGUUCAAGUCUUUUGAGAUGCUCUACAGAACAACGCGAUGUGAUGACAGCAACCUUCUAAAAAACUUUGCCGAGGCUUUUCAGAGUGCGCUUGGUAAAAUGGUCCCAUCGUUCUGUAAUGAUAUCGAUGACAUUGACUGCAGAUUGGAGGAUUUGCCACAGAAACAUUGCCUAGAAUAUAAUUAUGACUAUGAAAAUGGAUUUGCAAUUGGACCCGGAGGCUGGGGCGCAGCAAACCGUCUGGAUUAUUCCUACGAUGACUUCCUUGACAUAGUGCAGGAAGAACAGCUACAAAUGCCUCUCUCUGGCUCUGUGAAAACAGCACCCUCCCGGGUCAAGAGACACAAAAAACUCAACAUUCCAAUGACAGAUCACAAAAUUAAGUUAAUAUUUAAUAUCACUGCUAGUGUGCCGUUGCCCAAGGAAAGGAAUGAUAGUGUGGAAUCAGAAAACCAGCAGCGACUUCUUAAAACUCUGGAGACUAUCACAAACAGGCUGAAAAGGACACUCAAUAAGGAACCCAUGUAUUCUUUUCAGUUUGCAUCAGAACUGGUCGUAGCUGACAGCAACUCACUGGAAACUGAGAAAGCCUUUCUGUUCUGCAGACCAGGUUCAGUUCUGAGAGGGCGAAUGUGUGUUAACUGCCCUUUGGGUACCUACUAUUCUCUGGAGCAUCGCACUUGUGAAAGCUGCUGGACUGGAUCCUAUCAAGAUGAGGAAGGGCAGCUGGAAUGCAAAAGUUGCCCAUCUGGUAGCUAUACCGAAUACCUCCACUCCAGGAGUAUCUCUGAAUGUAAAGCUCAGUGCAAGCAGGGAACGUACUCACCUAAUGGUCUUGAAACCUGUGAGUCAUGUCCUCUUGGCACAUAUCAACCUGUAUUUGGAUCUAAGAACUGCAUCGCCUGUCCAGAAAAGAUGUCGACAGUGAAAAGAGGAGCUGUGGAUAUCUCAGCAUGUGGAGUACCUUGUCCAGCAGGGGAAUUCUCUCGCUCUGGUUUAAUGCCUUGCUACCCCUGCCCCCGGGACUACUAUCAACCAGAUCCAGGGAAGUCCUACUGCUUAUCUUGUCCUUUUUAUGGGACAACUACGAUCAUUGGUGCCAGAUCCAUCACAGACUGUUCAAGUUUUGGCUCUACUUUCACAGCGGCCGAGGAGAGUAUAAUGGUACCAGUCUCUCCAGAAAAUAUCAGCAAGCAAUACAAAGUCAGCAGUCAGGUUUUUCAUGAGUGUUUCCUGGAACCAUGCCAUAAUAAUGGCACGUGCAAACAGCUUGGAAGUGGGUACAUUUGCAUGUGUCCAUCUGGAUACACAGGCUUAAAAUGUGAAAAGGAAAUUGAUGAGUGCAAGUCAACCCCUUGCCUCAACAAUGGAGUUUGCAAAGAUGGCAUUGGGGUGUUCAUUUGCCAGUGCCAACCAGGCUAUACAGGUUUACUGUGUGAGGAGGAUAUAAAUGAAUGCAGGUCCAACUCGUGUGUGAACGGAGCACUUUGUGUUGAUGACAUCAAUGCUUAUCACUGCAAAUGUGCAGAAGGAUUCACAGGCACUCGCUGUGAAACAGAGGUGAAUGAAUGCCUUUCAAACCCAUGUCAAAACAAGGGCAUUUGUGAGGAUCGGAUCAGGAGUUUCCAUUGCAAGUGCCUUCCUGGGUUUACUGGCGUCUUGUGUGAAAGAAACAUUGAUGAGUGUCUCAGCAGACCCUGUAAGAAUGGGGCCACAUGCAAAGAUGGUAUCAACAACUUCAGGUGUCAAUGUGUGACAGGGUACACAGGACUGCACUGUGAAGUGAACAUCAAUGAGUGUGAAUCCAAUCCCUGUUUAAACCAAGCUACCUGUGUGGAUGCCUUGAACUCGUACAUUUGUAAAUGUCUCCCUGGCUUUACAGGCAGCAGGUGUGAAACAGAACAGUCCUCUGGUUUUAACCUGGAUUUUGAAGUAUCUGGUAUCUAUAGCUAUGUCAUGCUUGACAAUAUUCUCCCAUCACUUGGUGACAUCACCUGUGCAUUCUGGAUGAGAUCAGCUGACACUACUAAUUAUGGGACUCCAAUUUCUUAUGCAGUGGAGAAUGGAAGUGACAAUGCAUUUCUGCUAACAGAUUACAAUGGCUGGGUUCUUUAUGUGAAUGGGAAAGAGAGGAUCACAGAUUGUCCCUCUGUGAAUGAUGGCAACUGGCAUCACAUUGCAGUCACCUGGACAUGCAUGAAUGGAGCCUGGAAUGUAUAUAUUGACGGGAAGUUGUCUGAUGGAGGCAGAGGUCUAUCUGUAGGAUCAAAAAUCCCUGGUGGCGGCGCGCUAAUACUUGGACAAGAGCAAGACCAGAGAGGAGAAGGAUUCAAUCCAGCAGAAUCUUUUGUGGGCUCUCUUAGCCAGCUUAACAUCUGGGACCAUGUCCUAACCCCACAGGAGGUAAAAUCCCUGGCUACUUCCUGUCCAGAAGAACUGCAAAAAGGAAAUGUAUUGGCUUGGCCAGAUUUCUUGCCUGGGGUUGUUGGAAGAGUGAAGAUAGAUUACAGGAGCAUAUUUUGUGCUGAUUGCCAAUCCUUAGAAGGAUCCAUACCUCAUCUGCGGGCCUCAUCAACUGAUUUAAAGCCAGGGUCAAAAGUGAGGCUUUCCUGUGAUCCAGGCUUCCAAAUAGUGGGGAACUCUGUCCAGCACUGUCUAAAUUUGGGACAAUGGACUCGACCUCUUCCCCGCUGUGAAAGAAUCAGCUGUGGAGUGCCUCCACCUUUAGAAAAUGGAUUUUAUUCUGCUGAGGACUUCUUUGCGGGUAGCACAGUUACCUAUCGGUGCAAUAAUGGCUAUUAUUUGUUGGGGGAUUCAAGGAUGUUCUGCACUGACAAUGGAAGCUGGAAUGGCAUCUCGCCAUCUUGCCUUGAUGUGGAUGAAUGUGCUGUUGGAUCAUAUUGCGAUGAGCAUGCUUCUUGCCUGAAUACAAAUGGGUCCUACAUAUGUGCUUGCAUCCCUCCUCAUACAGGCGAUGGAAAAAAAUGUGCAGAACCAGUAAAGUGCAAGAAUCCAGGAAAUCCAGAACAUGGUCAUUCUUAUGGUGACAAUUACACUGUUGGUAGUGAAGUUACUUUCUCCUGCGAAGAGGGUUUCCAGUUGAUAGGAGCGACUAGAGUCACAUGUUUGCAGUCUGGAGAGUGGAGCCACCUGAUACCAUAUUGUGAAGCUGUAUCCUGUGGUAGUCCAGUUAUUCCAGAAAAUGGUGCCAUUGAGGGCUCAAAUUUUACUUAUGGCAAGAAGGUGCUGUACAGAUGUAACAGAGGAUACAAUCUAAUGGGUGAAAAGGAAACAACAUGCCUUGCUAGCGGUGCUUGGAAUCAUGCUCCUCCUGUCUGUGAAAUAGUAACAUGUCCGAGCCCACAGGACAUAAACAAUGGAAAAUACACACUGAGUGGCUUGACGUAUCUUUCUACUGCAUCAUAUACGUGUAACAGUGGAUACAGCCUACAGGGUCCCCCAGUACUUGUGUGUGAAGCUUCAGCUAACUGGAACAGCAUACCACCAGUCUGCAAAAUUGUCUCUUGUGGAUCCCCUCCUGCCAUCAAAGAUGCUGUGAUCAGUGGGAAUAACUUUACUUUUGGCAACACAGUCACUUAUACGUGUAAGGAAGGCUACACAUUAAUUGGCCCUGACACCGUAGAAUGCUUAGCCAGUGGUGAGUGGAGUAUGAGUCACCAGCAGUGCCUGGCGGUUUCCUGUGAUGAACCUCCCCAUGUGGAACAUGCUUCCCCAGAGAGCGCCCAUCGGUUGUUUGGCGAUAUAGCUUAUUACUACUGCUCAGAUGGCUACAGCUUGGAGGACAAUUCCAAGCUGUUUUGCAAUGCUCAGGGGAAGUGGGUGCCUCCUGCUGGCAUGAAGAUGCCCCACUGCAUCGCUGAUUUUUGUGAGAGGCCUCCCACAGUGUCCUACACCAUCCUGGAAUCAGUUAAUAAAGUAAAAUUUCCUGCUGGUUCAGCCGUGAGCUUCAAGUGUAUGGAAGGUUUUGUCCUAAACACGUCUGCUAAGAUUGAGUGCAACAGAGGUGGGCAGUGGACUCCUUCUCCUUUGACUAUCCAGUGCAUCCCAGUUCGCUGUGGGGAACCGCCGAGUAUUAGAAAUGGCUAUGCGAGUGGAGCCAACUACAGCUUUGGAGCCGUGGUGGCUUAUAGCUGCUACAAAGGGUUCUAUAUCAAAGGAGAAAAGAAAAGGACAUGUGAGGCCACAGGAGACUGGAGCGGUAACCUACCUACCUGCCAUCCGGUGUCUUGUGGAGAACCACCCAAGCUUGAAAACGGAGUCAUUGAGCGCACGACUGGACGCUUCUUUGAGAAUGAAGUGUACUACCAAUGUAAUGCUGGCUACAAGCUAGCUGGAAGCUCAGUAUCAGUCUGCCAAGCAAAUCGUCAGUGGCAUAGUGAAUCGCCACCUUCUUGUGUUCCUCUCAGCUGUGGCAAACCACCUCCUAUCCAGCACGGAUAUGCAAAGGGAGAAAGCUUUGAUGUGGGAUCCAAGGUUGAGUUUUUCUGUGAUGAGGGCUAUGAGCUGAUGGGAGAUGCCUCUUGGACAUGCCAGAAAUCUGGGAAGUGGAGCAAAAAGCAAAGCCAAAAGUGUGUGCCAACAAAGUGCCCAGAACCACCACUGAUUGAAAAUCAGCUCGUCUUGAAAGAGAUGGUUCACCAAGUAGGUGUUGUCCAGUUUUCCUGCAAAGAGGGCUAUGUCUUGCAUGGUUCCUCGGUGCUGAAAUGUUUGCCAUCACAACAGUGGAAUGAUUCCUUUCCAGUCUGCAAGGUUGUACUGUGCCAUGGGCCUCCAUACAUUCCCUUUGGUGACCCUGUGGCAUCAUCUCUUCAUUUUGGUAGCACCGUGACGUACACCUGCAUGGAUGGGUUUUUACUGAAGGGAGAACCUACAAUUGGAUGUCAGGCUGAUGGCUCCUGGAGCUUUCCAUUGCCAGAAUGUAUUCCAGUAGAAUGCCCUCAGCCUGAAGAAAUUCAGAAUGGCAUUGUAGAUGUGCAGGGUCUUACUUACCUCAGCACAGCACUGUACACGUGUAAACCGGGCUUUGAAUUACUGGGGAACACUACUAUUCUCUGUGGAGAAGAUGGUCAUUGGCUCGGUGGAAAGCCAUCUUGCAAGCCUGUGGAAUGCCCAAAACCUAAGGAGAUUCAGAAUGGCAAAUAUUCAUACACAAACUUUCAUUAUGGGCAGACUGUUACAUAUUCGUGUGACAGAGGAUUCCAGCUCAAAGGGCUGAAUGUACUGAGCUGCUUAGAGACGGGAGAGUGGGACGCAGAUGUUCCGUCUUGCAAAGCCAUAAACUGUGACCCCCCUCAGCCCAUUGAGAAUGGUUUUGUGGAAGGUGCAGAUUACAGCUAUGGCGCUAUGAUCAUCUAUAGCUGCUUUCCAGGUUUCCAGCUGGCUGGUCUUGCCAUGCAGACUUGUGAAGAGUUGGGAUGGUCUAGUUUUACGCCGGCAUGCCUACCGACAGACUGUGGCCUGCCUCCCCAUAUUGACUUCGGGGAAUAUGUGCAGGUUAGAAGCGAAGAAGGACAUUUUGACCAAGAAAGAAUACAUCUUACUGAGAGCCCUCCUGUUUCAGACAUGUUAGUUGCUAGUCACUGGAAAGAUAUAAAAAGUCCUUUGAAGGAAACUAACGCAGUACAGUUGACAAACUUUUUAUAUGGAACCAUAGUUAUGUACACGUGCUACUCUGGUUAUGAGCUAUUAGGAAACCCCAUACUAGCUUGCCAAGAGGAUGGAGCAUGGAAUGGCAGUGCCCCUGUCUGCAUAUCAAUUGAGUGUGACUUACUCUCACCCCUAGAGAAUGGCUUUUUACAUUUUACUGAGAAUACACUUGGUAGCAUUGUGCAAUAUGCCUGUAAACCAGGGUAUAAGCUAAUUGGUUCCGACACAAGGCUGUGUUUGCCUAAUCGACAGUGGAGCAAUGCUGCUCCAUACUGCGAGGUGGUAUCGUGUACCACACCUAACAAACUCAUGAAUGGAAAUAUAAAGGGAGAAAACUACACUUACAGGAGUGUGGUCCAUUAUGAAUGUGAUUCUGGGUACCAGUUAAAUGGCUCAGAGAAGAGGACAUGCCAGGAUAACCAAAAAUGGGAUGGGAAUGAGCCUAUUUGCAUCCCCAUUUUUUGUGGCCAACCACCAGUUUUAGAAAAUGGCCACGUGACUGUAGAUGAAUACACAUUCCAAAAACACAUGGAAUAUAGCUGUAAUGAAGGUUUCCAGCUGCAUGGGGACAGGAGUAGAGUCUGCCUUGCAAAUGGAAGCUGGAGUGGAAUCACUCCAGUUUGUAAAUCCAUCAAGUGUGCAGUACCACUACCUCUUCCCAAUGGAGAAAUUAUUGGAUCAGAAUAUGGCGUUGGGAAGGAAGUUCAGUAUCGCUGCAGUGAAGGCUACAUAUUGCAUGGAGCAUCCAUACUUACCUGUCAAGCUGAUGGCACCUGGGAUCCAGAGGCUCCGUACUGUGAGUCAGUCAAUUGCGGACCCCCAGAAGACAUCUCUCAUGGCUUCCUGAAUAGUUCAGGCUUCAGUUAUGGGGAAUACACACAGUAUGUGUGCUUUCCCGGUUAUGAGUUACGUGGAAAUCCACUGCGGCCAUGUUUGUCUAACGGCUCAUGGGGGGGAAGCCUCCCCUCUUGCCUCCCCUGUGAAUGCCCCAUGCCACUGAUUCAGAAUGGGGUUGUUAUCGGGCAAGAUUUCCGCUGCGGGAAAAGUGCACAAUUUCAGUGCCUGGAGGGUUUUAAACUGCUAGGGCCUUCUGAAGUCUCCUGUGAGGCAGCUGGCAAAUGGAGUUCUGCUUUUCCACACUGCGGGCAGAUUUCAUGUGGCUCCCCACCAGCAAUACCCAAUGCCUUUAUUAGUGGAAGCAGCACUGUGGAGGAGAACACUGUAAUAUAUAACUGCAUAACUGGCUUUGUCAUACAAGGGAGGCCAGAGCUGACUUGUACAGAUACGGGCAUUUGGAGUGAGCCGUAUCCACGCUGCGAGCUGAUGUCCUGUGGACCCCCACCUUCCAUUCCUAAUGCAGUGGCUGUUGGAGAGACCCACACCUAUGGAAGCAGAGUCCAGUACAGAUGUCUGGAGGGCUACGUGAUGGAAACAGAAAUGGAUAUAUGCACUUGUCAGGAAGAUGGACACUGGUCUCCUAAGAGCAUUUCCUGUUGCCUCAGAAAAUGUCCCAUGCCCACAAAUAUAACCAAUGUAAUUAUUUCUGGUGAUGAGUUUACUGUGAAUAAGAGCAUCACUUUAUCAUGCUCAGAAGGCUAUACUUUGUCAGGAGCAAGCACAUCUACAUGCCAGCACAAUGGCAGCUGGGUGCCAUCAUUUUCUGAUGAUAUCUGUGUUCCUGUGUCUUGUGGGAAACCAGCAACCCCAGAACAUGGAACUGUGCUUGGUGCUAGUUACAGCUACAAGGAUGCGGUUCUUUAUCAGUGCAAUGCUGGCUAUGAAUUACAAGGUGAUGCAGAACGUAUCUGCCAAGGAAAUAAACUGUGGAGUGGAGCAGCACCAGUGUGCAGAAGGAUCUCCUGUGGACCACCAGAAUUGACAGAGAAUGGAUCUGUUCACGGGGAGGAGUUCCUGUUUGGGGAUGAAGUUCUCUACAGCUGUAAUCAAGGCUUUGAACUACAGGGACCCAGCCGAAGAAUCUGUCAUGUUAACAGGCGGUGGAGUCCCUCAGCCCCUUCGUGUGUGCGGAUAACUUGCGAGCCACAUCCCUCUAUAGAAAAUGCAGUGUCCGUGGCCUCAGGAAGUGCUUACAGAAGUAACGUUACCUAUGUGUGCAAGUUUGGAUACCAUCUCGUUGGGCCCCAGAAUAUCACAUGCCUUGCCAAUGGGACCUGGAGUAAACCCCUCCCAUCAUGUGAAGAGACCAGAUGCGAAGCUCUGGUUUCCUUGGCGAAUGGGAAGGCACUCUAUGAAAAUAAUACACUUGGCAGCAGAGCAGCAUAUUACUGCGACAGAGGAUACAGCUUGGAAGGGGAGCCCAUAGCAGAGUGCACAGAAACUGGAAGCUGGAGUCACCCGAUACCGCUGUGCCAACCAAAUCCUUGUCCUGUGCCUUUCAUAAUCCCGGAGAAUGCCCGCCUGUCUGAGACAGAAUUUUAUGUCGGCCAGAAAGUAUCGAUCAAGUGCAGGGAGGGCUAUCAACUUAAAGGACAAGCUGCAAUGACCUGUAACCCUGAUGAGACUUGGACACCAGCAAGAGCUAAAUGUGAAAAGAUUUCUUGUGGGCCCCCUGCUCACAUCGAAAACGCCUUGGCCCGUGGUACAUUUUAUCAGUAUGGAGACAUGAUCACCUACUCAUGCUACAGCGGGUACAUGCUAGAGGGGUCCCUGAGAAGUGUGUGUUUAGAAAAUGGAACUUGGACAAAACCACCUGCCUGCAAAGCCAUUUGUCGAUUCCCAUGUCAGAACGGCGGAGUCUGUGAGCGACCAAACGCAUGCUCCUGUCCAGAAGGCUGGAUGGGCCGUCUCUGCGAAGAGCCAAUAUGCAUCCUGCCUUGUCUGAACGGAGGUCGCUGUGUGGCCCCCUACCAAUGUGAUUGCCCAGCUGGGUGGACUGGAUCACGCUGUCAUACGGCUGUGUGCCAGUCUCCCUGCUUAAAUGGUGGGAAAUGUAUACGACCAAAUCGAUGCCAUUGCCCCUCAUCAUGGACUGGACAUGACUGCACGAAGAAAAGGAAGGCUGGAUUCUAUCCCUUUUAACAGCAGAGGAACUGUUUUAUACUAAGAAAAUAUUUCUUCAGCAUAGCCACUGGGGCUUGAAACCUAAUGCGUUGUAAAUCAAAUCCAGUGCUUUUUUUCCCCCUUGAAAAUGUUUUUGCUUUGUGAUAUAUUUUUCCUAUACUUUUCCAUUUUAAAGAAACCAUCUGUAUUUUUUCAUAUUCAAAAAUAUAACAAAUAUAUGCUGCUACACACACACAAAUGUACAAAUACUGCUGUCCAGCGAGGAAAUAGCUUGUGUACAUUUUGGUCCUUGCCAUUCCUUGAAUACAACUGGUUAAUUAAAAUACAUUUUACUGCCAACCAAGAGUCAACAGGAUGUUGCAAUUCUGGGUACUAGUUGCCAAAGCUUUACGGUAAUUCAGCAGUUAGUCUGUAGACAAUAGUUACUGCAGGCUAAAGUGAGCUGUGAAACAUUCCAUGAUACUUUGAACCUGAUCUCACUUACACCUAUGAGAAUUAGGAGUAAUUUCAAUAAAGUCAGUCUCAACCUGCUGGCACUCUGCUGAAAUGGAGUUAUACCAGUGUCAGGCUGGUGAAAGAGGAGAAUCAAGCCCUAUAAUUUUUGCCAUAAGGAAUUAAUUUUCUUUGAAAAUGUUUUAAUGAGAGGGUGUUUGUGUUAAGUUUACCAUAGAUUGGUGAAAUAGUCAAAAGUUUAGACUAGGGUGACCAGACAGUGAAUGUGAAAAAUUGGGAUGGGAGUGGGGGAUAGUAGGACCCUGUAUAAGAAAAAGACCCAAAAAUCGGGACUGUCCCUAUAAAAUAGGGACAUCUGGUCACCCUAGUUUAGACUAGGUGGGAGAAUGUUGUGUAGCUGAGAAUGAAGUAGACAGACAACUCCAGUAGCCAUAUCCAUGGAAACAGGUGAAAUUGACAGGUGAUAUUUGUAGUGUGCAGAACCAUCAGUGAACCAGAAAAAUAGGAUCUCUCUCUCUCACACACACACAUAUACACACACACACACACACACACACACACUGCCAACUAAGAACUACAAAGUGCACAAUCCACAUAGGAGUGAGCUAUUCCAAGUCAUACUUAAAGUCUGUCGCGCACU